GAAAAUACGUUUAUGCCCCUAUUUUAAAAAAAAUCACAUAACUGCCAUCUUCUAUUACAGAGAUAUUACAGGAGCCGUGUCUGUGCGAGAUGAAUGGGACGGUGUUGUGAAAGCUAGGUUUGCAGCGGCAAGAAUUAGGGAGACAUCUGUUGUGCAGAAUAGGAGGUUCCAGUUCCCGAAAGAAGGUGUUGAGCUCGAGGGUGAAAAACAGGGGCCUCAAGCUGAAUCUCUCUAAUACAAGCUUCUUGGAGGGCUUGCUGUCAGAAGGACAGAUUGCUUGUUAGCUGUGUUGGAUUUGUAAUGGAUGAUAAUGAUGACUUUACUUUCUGUAAGGUACCGGGUCCGGUCAAUGUAGAAGUUUUUGAAGCACAUAAAACUGUUCCAGAUGUUGGAAAUAUUAAUCUGAAUGAUGAACCGAGAAAAGGCGGUCCAACUGAUGAUACUAGUGGUGCUAUUUUAAAAAAUGACGCGACUGCUGCAAAAGCAUCAAAAGAUGUAGAAAGUUCACCGAGUGCAUCACAGGAGCUGAAAACUGUAGUGAAGAAGCCUGCACCUAGGGCCAAGGUUCCUUUUGAGAAGGGUUAUAGUCAAAUGGACUGGCUUAAACUUACUCAAACACAUCCGGACUUAGCAGGGUUGAAGGGACAGUCAAAUAAGAGGCUAAUUACACUGAAAGAAGUGAAGCUGCACAAAACAGAAGAAGACUCCAUGUGGACUGUUCUUAAUGGUCGUGUCUACAAUAUAACUCCGUAUAUGAAGUUCCAUCCGGGAGGUGUCGAUUUCUUAAUGAAGGCUGUUGGAAAAGAUUGUACUGCUUUAUUCAAGAAAUACCAUGCCUGGGUGAAUGCUGACUUCUUGCUGGAGAAGUGUCUGGUCGGUGUUUUAGAUGAUAGCCAGUAAAGGUCGCCUUUUCAUAAAAAAUGAGAGACCGGUUGUAAGUCUUUUGUCCAUUCAUGGGAUACAUACAUAGCUUUAGCAAAAACACAUGUGACUCGCCUCUGCCGGGCGUCUCCACCAAUUUUUUUUGGUGAAUAUUACCCAAGAUGUCCAUUAUGACCAGGACCAGCAUCCUUGGAUUGGAGGCAAGCUUUUGAUUUUCAGGUUCUGUUGUGAUACAUUUUUUAAAUCAUUGUAACAAAUUAUAAUUAAACUAUUAAGAUUAUCAUUAUAUAUGUCCUGGCAGAAGUUUAAGCCUUAUCAUCUCAUUUUUCCUAUUAGGUCGUGUUAUGCUACCACGCA
Molecule: messenger RNA, 1239 nt
Organism: Daucus carota subsp. sativus
Lineage: Eukaryota; Viridiplantae; Streptophyta; Magnoliopsida; Apiales; Apiaceae
Product: cytochrome b5 domain-containing protein RLF-like
Exons: 7
Coding region: 301-900 (199 amino acids)
Cellular component (GO): cytosol
Molecular function (GO): heme binding
Source: RefSeq, a predicted model, not a curated record